Molecule: messenger RNA, 5022 nt
Organism: Actinia tenebrosa (Australian red waratah sea anemone)
Lineage: Eukaryota; Metazoa; Cnidaria; Anthozoa; Actiniaria; Actiniidae
Product: E3 ubiquitin-protein ligase TRIM9
Molecular function (GO): protein binding; zinc ion binding
Source: RefSeq, a predicted model, not a curated record
GUGAGUCGGUAGGACGUGUAUUCAAAAUCUCCCAAAAUAUGGAAACAGAAUUACUUUGUCCAGUCUGCCAUAAGCCUUUCACAUGCCCUGUCUUUCUACCCUGUGCUCAUAGUGUGUGUAUGAGCUGUACAAAAGCUAUUUCAACCACAACUGCUAGUGGCCAUGGAGAUAACACUAAGAAUAGCGAGCACAGCGAGCAACGUGAAGUUGGAGACUCUUUUUCAGAUGAUUCAGGUUAUGUUAGCGCUUAUGACCUGAAUCACUUAUAUCAAGCUAUUGGCAAUAUCCCCUGCCUUAAAUGUCCCGUGUGCAAGAAAAUGUUCCCGCUAGACAGCAGAGGAAUAAGUGGAUUCCCUCGCAAUCGUCUUCUAGAAAACAUUGUCAAUCGACAUUACGCCAAAACGAAUGGGAAUGUUCACUGUCAGUUAUGCGAGAAAGAUCCCCCAAGACCUGCAACUGUGAUGUGUGAACAGUGUGAAGUAGUUUAUUGUGAUGAUUGCUGUAAAAUCUGCCAUCCAAGCCGUGGUCCUUUGGCAAAGCACAGCCUAAUUCAUCCAUCUCAUUCUAAGUCGUCCGCUAGAAACUCCAUGAUCAAGUGUGGUGACCAUCUUGAAGAACACAACAGCAUGUACUGUGUACUGUGUAGGAUUCCCAUUUGCUAUGUAUGUAUAGAAAAAGGUCAACAUAAGGGCCAUGAGGUGAAAGCAUUAGGAGCCAUCUUCAAGGAGCAAAAGGGAGUUGUAUCAAGCAAUAUCUUGAUGUUGGAGGAAAACAGAAAUAAAGUUCAUAAUUAUGUAAACCAUUUACAUGAAACCUCAGCAGUAAUACWGGAAAAUGGACUUGAGUUUGAGGCUAUUGUGGUUGCACAGUGUGAUUCACUUAUCCAGUUCAUAGAAGCCAAAAAAACAGAGCUUAUUUACUCCAUAUCCAAGGAGGUAGAAAGCAAGUUGGAAAAUGUCAAGCAGCAGGUUGCUGGCUAUGAAAAGAGAUUAAAAGAUGCGACAUCUUUAUUAAACUUUUCACGAGAAGCUCUCAAUGAAGCUGAUCCUGCAUCUUUCUUAUUGGUUUCUAAUGCACUUAUUCACAGAAUGUCAGCUGUGUGCAAUCAAUGGGAAAGUGAUGGCUUGCACACUAAACCACAGAGCUUUGAGUUGGAUUUAACAUUAGACACCUCAGUUGCCAAUCAAGCUAUACAAGAUCUACAGUUUAUUGAACUAAAAGCUCCUUGUGCUCCAGAUAUCAUACCUGAUCAAUGCAGUGUUACCAACAAUGCCAUAACUCUUUGCUGGAAGCCCCGCAAGCGUACCUGUGUAGAGGGGUAUGUGGUGGAACUUGAUGAUGGUAGUGGAGGGAACUUCAUUGAAGUGUAUCGUGGUAAUUCAUUGGAGUGUACUGUACAGGGUCUUCAGUUUGAUUCUACGUACAGGGCUAGAGUUAAAGGUGUAAAUACAGCAGGAGAAGGAGCGCCAAGUGACGAAGUCUAUCUCACUACGUCUGAUAUUGCAUGGUUCAGCAUGGAUACAGACACAGCCCAUCCCGACAUUGUGCUGAGCAAUGAUAACACAACCGCAACAUGUACCAGCUUUGAUGACAGGGUAGUUCUUGGAAAUGCAGGCUUCUCUAAGGGAURUCAUUAUUGGGAGAUAACCAUUGAUCGCUACGAUGGUAAUCCCGAUCCUGCUAUAGGUGUGGCUAUGGCAAGCACAAUUAAAGACUCUAUCUUGGGAAAGGAUAACAAAGCUUGGUGUAUGUAUAUUGACAGCAGUAGAAGCUGGUUCAGACAUGACAAUGAACAUUCUAAUCGCCGUGAUGGCGGCAUAGAGGUGGGAGCUGUUGUUGGUAUAUUUCUUGAUAUUUCAAAUCACAAGGUUUCAUUUUACUUGAAUGACGAGAAGCGUGGGGCUAUACGCCUGCCAAGUAUUAAUGAGGCAUUGUAUCCAGCCUUCAGUUUAAAUCGUAAUGUGCAAAUCACGUUACACACAGGUCUAGAACCACCAGAUUCUAAUACCUACAGCUCCAGUGCAAGAUCUCAUCACAGCAAAUAAAUCUAGUCUGUUGACUAGUUGAGUUACAAAAAUUAUAAUUUUGGUUCCUUUUUACAGACAAAGUUCAAUUAUUCAGACUUUUAUCUUUGGCUAUGAUUUCAUAAAAUAAUUCUCACUUGCUGUUAUCUUGUGAAAGGAAUGUCAAAUUAGAUUAACAUUCCAUUAUGUCUGCAAUCACAUAUUCAAAUCUCAACAAGACUAAGUCUGGUUACUGGAGGUUUGACUGUAGUAAGAUAUGCCUCAUGUUAUUUAAAGAACCAAUAAUAUUUGUGGUUCAAGUGCUGCUAGAAGGAAAUUGGUACAAACUUGUAUUUGGUUAGUAAACUCAAGUAUUACAGAAAAUUCAUAAGCUUCAUAAGCUGGGCAUAAAAAUGCGCUAAAAGGUUAUUGUUCUAUAUUUAAAAGAUAAACUACAAUUAUUCUAGUUGUAAAUUUUGAAAGAAAUGAUUUGCAGAGUUUUUUUAAAGGAAGAUGUUGUAGAUAAGAAGCAUAAAUCAAUGUCACCAAAUAACUUCCUUGUUAACUAGUAAGAUGAAUGAUUUGCUAAAGUGAAGCAGCUUUACAGGAAAAUUCUUCCUUUCACAUAAUAAUUUUUUAUCAAAAAUGUUUUCCUACAGAUUUGAGUGACACUCAUCACCAUCUUAGUUUAUAGAUAUAUAUGUAUAGUUUAUAGAGCUUAUUAUUAUAGUAUUUUUUGAGUUUGGUGACAAAUAGUUCUUAUUUUUGCUCACAAGGCUUGAUAUCUAUCCAUGAUGAGCUGCGCCUUUGGUGGGUAAGGACCAAGCAAACAUGCUAAUAACACCAUGGAUGGAUAUCAAAUGUUCRAGUAAUUUUAUAGAUGAUAUUUGCGCUUGCGUGGUACUGUUUUGAUUGGUUGCACUGGUCUGUAAUCAUGACAAUCAUGCUGGUCAUGUGAUUGUGUUAAUAGUUCCAUGGCAUUCAUUAUGAUCUUAAAUAUUAAUAAAUAAUUAUCUUAGCACUUUUUUUGGAGAAAAUGGAAGAGAUGUGAACCUAUAGGCCUGUACUGGCCAUGUUUCAAGUGUGAAUAGAUCUUUUUCAUAGCAUGGGUGUCAUCCUAUUUCAAAUCUUGUUCUUCCUUUGAUAGUAUUUUCUUUGUCUACAGGUGAAAUUAGAGAAAUACAUUUUUAUGGAUGAAACUUGAGAUAUUGAGAAAAUACCACCCAAGCAUGAAAUUCCUAUUCAUUUCCACUAAGAUGUGGAUUACUAGGGUUGUCGAUAUUCUGCGAACUCAGUAGUAUUACAAGCUGCAUGCUGAAAUUUUUCACUGCUGUCAAUCAAAAAUAAUCAGUUAGUACCUAAGUUUUAUGUUCUUGGCUGGCAGCAGUAAAAGACUUCACAACAAGCUGUUGAAAAUGUAAAAUUGUUUCUGUUCUCUCAAUAUGUGAUCAAUAUAUGACAAAGGGCUAAAACUCUCUUCACUGAGUACUUUAGCCAUUGCAACAAUUUAACUUAUWUCUCCAAUGAUGGAUUUGCUUCGGAUGAAGCAUAAUAUAUUUAAAAUUAUUCAAUUGAUGGUUGUCAACCAUUCCCAAGAGAAUUAAAUAACAAAAGACAUGGUGGCCAUGUUGGAGGAUAUAACAAAAGAAUACAUUGACAAUUCUUUUGUUAAGUUCCUCCAACAUGGCCACCGUGAAAACCAUCAAUAGUUUAAAUUAGGUUCAAGUUUGGAAAAUUAUUUGUUAGAAAAAAGAUUAGGUACAAUGAAAAGAUACACCUGUUAAAAGUAUUACUGAAAGAGCAAUACUAUUUGCUUGGGUUAACAGCUCCAGCUUCAAGGGCUGUCAUAUUGAUCAGAUUAAAUGUAAGUUGGUUUAACUUAUGUGGCUGGUAAAUCUAAUUUAUUUUUUGAGUUUUAAUGAAAAAAAAUUUGAAUUAAAAUGGCUUUAACAUUCAAUAUAUUUCUAAGUUUUGUUUGCAUGACAAAAUUUAAUCAUUAAUAAUAUUUUUAUACAGUUCUGUAAAUAUAAUUUUUUUGUUUGUUUAUUAUGUGUUUUGAUUAACAAAAAGUAUAAACUUAUUUAAGCAACAAUAUAAGGAACACUGAAAUCUCUUAGACUAAUGGCUGGUUAUAUUAACACAUUGCAUAUGUUGUGUUACAGUCAAACCAGCUCAUGGGUUCCCAUCGAGGUUCAAACCUUCAGUUUAUUAUUCGAAGUUUGAUUUCCAUCUUGCUCUGAAACUUGCACUAAUAAGACUAACGUUGUAAAUUUGAAAUUUGGGAUUGGACUAAAAGUUUAUUUAGUUCUUCACAGAUUCAUGCAAAGCCUAAAUUAUUUUUACUGUUGUAGCUACCAUUUUAAAGUUACUUGUUGCUGUGUUGUUUUAUUCAAAAAAUCCUAUCMCAAAUAAACUUUUUUUUUUUGAUGUUUUGAGGUAAAAGUAAAGAUUGAAAUUCACAAUGUCAUUUGAUUAAUGCAAGCUUCAAAGCGAGAUGGAAACCAAACUUUGAAUAAUAAAAUGAAUCUUUGAGCCUUGAUAGGAACGCAUGAGCUAGUUUGACUGUAAUACAGAGUUUAAAUAACAUCACAUAAUACUUGACAUUAACUUAAGUGACAUGUGUACUCUUUGAACAUAACAUAACAUCUACAAUUGUCCAUUAAUUGAAUUUAGAUUAAUUUAAGAGAAAGAUUGCUUUGUUUAAUGUUUUUCAGUGUUGUUAACGUGUUCAAAAUAAUAUUGUUCCAGUGUUAGUAUAAUUUCUAUCGUUAGUCAAGUACAUUAAUCAAGGCUUAAAGAACUACCAGACAUCAGACAAUGUCUGCCCAUCAUUUUGACCAGUAACAUUGAGCCAGAAAUGAGGUAUGACGGAGCUAAAACUAGUUAGGGCAGUCAUGCUUAUUCUUAACUAGCUAAAGUCAGUACUCUAUGCUCCAAAAUCCUCUAUUUAACAACAUGUAAUAGGUUAAUAUAUGUAUAAAGAAUGAACAAAUCUUGAAUUAAAUGUCAUUGUAUGUUU